Molecule: messenger RNA, 4752 nt
Organism: Schistosoma spindalis
Lineage: Eukaryota; Metazoa; Platyhelminthes; Trematoda; Strigeidida; Schistosomatidae
Source: the annotation of a GenBank genome assembly
AUGGCAUUUGGAUCUUGUGGAUUUGGAAGCACUAAAAUUAUUGUAAAUGCAGAUGAUGGGUUUUACUCGGAUAUUAGAGACCAGGGCAUUGUUUCUUGUCUUUCAACAGUAGAUCGUGGAGUAUCGGACGUUUCAGUUCUAAUGAAUGGCGCAGUUGCAAAAAGUCUGCUUUCCUGUCCAGAUCAUAAAAGAUCACAAAUAUCCUCACUGUUCUCACAUAUCUCGCGGAAUAGACACAUCCCAGGUUUGCACUUUAACUUGACCGAAGGAAAACCUUUAUCCAAGACGAAGUUUGUACAAAGCUUACUGAAUGAUCAUGGCUGUUUCCUUGGUAAGCAUGAAUUUCGAAGAAAUUUGGUGUUCUCUAGCAUUCACAUGAAUGAAGUUGAAUUUGAACUGGAAUCACAAAUAAAUGCAUUUCGAGAUGUUUUUGGAACUAUUCCCAGUCAUUUCGAUGGUCAUCAACAUGUUCAUGUUUUGCCAGGGGUUGACGUGGUCGUAGCUAGAGUUAUCUCUCGGCUUGACAUUAAAUGGAUUCGUGUUCCCAUUGAAUAUAUUCCAGAAACAUCCUGUUGUAUUACUGAAUCUGAAAUAAAUUUUUAUAGAGAAGUAUCUGAUCAAGCAAUGAAAGCAAAGGAAAUAUUUUCAUCUUAUGGUUUAAAAUAUACUCAAAAAUUUAUUGGAAUGGCGCUGAUGGGAAAAAAUCAAACAAUAGAAUCAUUGGAUCGGUCUUUAUCAUCUUUUGAAAAUUGUAACAAUGUCGAAUUUAUGGUUCAUCCUGGUUAUAAAACAAUAAAACAUACCAACGAAUCUAAUAAUCUUGAAGGUUGUGGAGAUCCUGAUGGUCCUGAUUUAUUUUCACAAUCAAGUGAUCGAGAACAUGAAAUGUUUUUUCUUACAAGUGAUAAAUUUAAAGACUAUUUAAUGGUACAUAAAUAUGGACUUUUGACAUUUUCCGACUUAUCAUAAAUCCAUAGUUUAUUUCCGUUAUUGUUGUUACUAUUGAAAUUAUAAUUCUUACUUCAUUAAAGAAGAAUAAACGUAUCAAUUUACAAUAGUAAUAAGCAAUUUAGCUUUGUUAUGUUAAAUUAUUCAAGACGCGAUUAUUCCAUUUUAUGAUUAUAUUUUCAUCUUAUCAACUUUAGACAAAAUUGUUCGUCUAUUUGUUUUAGACAGAUUAGAUGUUAUUUAGGACACAAAAACUCUUUGAAGUACAUAUUAGGAUAACUGAAUCAUUGUGUAAUUCGAAUCUGUUGCAUAUUUUAUAUUAUCUUGAUGUUUCUAUAGAUACUGAUCAUUCAUUUCAUAUUUCGUAAUGUUUCGUAGAAGUGAAUGUUUAUACUCAAGACCCGUAAUCGAUAACAUGGAAUGCUCAAUGUUAGGACUUUGAUAUUUUGCUAUGAAUAAUCAACUUUCCUAUAUUCUUUGACGUUUAGUGAUUUUUGUUAGUAAUUUAUAAUAUGACUUAAUAAUUUAAAACAUAAUUUUUCUUAUUAGAAACUGAAAUAUCAUUUUUUGUGACGGGCGUUGUCCGAAAUCUGAUACUGAUACACUGUGUGCUAAACACUAACCGCUCAUUUGACUAAUCCAGCGAGAACACAAGAAUGGACGCGAAAGUAUAUUGGGCUACCAAAUGAGAUGUAAAAAUACUCAUUUAUAUAUAUACAACUCUAUCUCAUAGGAAAUCUAUCCAUUUCUUAGGCAAUGUAAUGCACUUGUCUUUUAGAUCACUUCUAAUUGCCAUCGAUUGACCUUCUCAUUUAGCUAAUUCUGUUUUGUUUGUUCACAAGAAUCUUUACCAGAUACUCCAUAUCGACCUGUUGCUCAGUGAAUAAUGAGUUCGACUUGAAACCACUAAAUCGCUGGUUUAAACCCCAUUCCACCUUCUACAGUUUACUAGCUUCACAUACUUAGAAUGUAGUUUAAAGCCAAGUGAGUGAAUCUGCUUUUGAAAAAGAAGUAAUUUGGUACGGCAGUGCUUCCUGAUCUGCUAAGUUAAUCAGGUAGGAAUUAAAGCAGUUGCCCAUGCAUGACAAUUAAAAAUUGACUGGUCUUAUCAAACACUAAGCACUGUAUUUCUAUAAUGUGGUUCAAUGAAACACCUACAUAUCCUGGCUUCUAAGUCAUCUGUUUUGGUGAGUUUUCAUUCCUAAGAAGUCUCAACCCAUUCGAAAAAAAUAGCAAAUUGAUGUUCCGCAGUCUUUAUAGUCUUCAUCUGAAAACAUGUUCGUAGCAAUUAGUCAAUCAAGAAACUUCAAAGGGACCUCAUUCCUAUGUCUUUUUGAGAAUAUGUUUAAAGUAGGAAUGAUAGACAACCUUUUCUUCCCAGUUUUUCUAACAAUGAGUGAACUAAAUAUGGUAGCGAAAUCGCGCGUUUUUAUUUACAAUCAACGAUAAUUUAAUUUUUCAGAUAUUCUGUUAUUUAUAUUGUGGCAUUAAGAGGUUAUUGAGUAGAACAAUAAAGUUCAGAUUUAUUUUCAUAAACAAACGAAUGGUGUUUAGUACACUGUAAAAAACGUUUAGUAAUCUACUUCAUCAGUGUGAAAAAAAUAUUCCAUCGGUUACCCAAGUCUGUAGGUUGUGAAAUUUCUAUAUGUAAAUGAAUCAAUGUAUUUUGUCAGUCAAACAGUCAUUAGUCUAAAAACUGAAAAACACAUUUAUGAAUAAAUAUCAUUUUUCAUGCAUUAGUUUACUUGAAAGAUUAUUUUUUUUAAACUGGUUACGAAUCGCUUACGAUUUCCAACUUGCCUAGAUUGUUCAUAACAUUUUUUAAACAUUUGUCCAAGACAUUUUCCCUCAUCAUUUGCAUUUUCUUAAAAUUUAUUCUUUGUCAUUAAUUUUGAUUUAUCUGUUCAUCAAUUCACUAACCAAUUUGUAUGUAUUAGGUUUUAUUUCUUCUAGUCCUUUUGUAUCACCAAGAUCAAUAAUUUAUUUUGUUAUUCACCUUUCUCAUGAUUUGAUAUUUUUUAUUUGUAUUAUGGCAUUUAAUCUCAAUGAUUCUCGUGGUAAAAAGAUAAACUUUUUAUUGGUAUAUAUAUAGUGUACGUCAAAUAUUGUUCAGUAUUCGAUUCUCUGACCUAAACGGAAAUGAAUAUUAAUUUGGACCUUCACAUUUUAAUUGUUGUUAGUUAUUUGAUAAUCUAUUUUCUUCUUCAGAAUGAAGUGAUAAAUGUUUUUCUUUUAGUCUCCUUUAUGACGAGUUCUUAGAAAAUUUACUUAUUUUGACAUUAAUUUUGAAAUUUUCUGGCUAUUAUCUUUCAAUUUAGGUCAUACAUUUUUGUUAAAUUACUAAACAUUCAAGACACUUUAUCUAAGUCGCAAUAAAUUUACGUAUUGGGGAUUUUCUACCAUAUUUUGUUUAAAAUUGCAACGUUGUCUUAAUGGUUAACCUAUUUUGGUCGUAGGUUCAAAACUCAACUCACUUAAAUUUAUCUGGCCAGUCAUAUUGUAUUACUGGCUAAAACUCGAGUCUAUGUACAGGUUGUCAGUAAACCAAUUUGCCUAAAUUUUGUUAUAUUUGUUAGAAAGUUUUGAUUUCGAUCAUUUAAAUGUUUACAAAGAUUAUUUAAUAUUUAAUUAUUUUUCUUGCCUUUAAUCUAAAACACUAGAUUUAGUUCUUAUAGAAAAGUAGAUUUAAUCUCUGUUUUAUUCAUCAAACUCAUUUCAUUCUUGAAUUUCAUAAUUGUACAUUCUUUUUUACUAAUUUUGUAGAGUAUCAAGUUUAUAUUGUUUGUAGUAAAAUAUCUAGUUACCUAUGCUGAUAGAAAAUUAUGUUUUUUAUUUCACCGCAUUCAUAUUGUUCGUAAAUCAGGAGAAUAUUUGAUCUGUGAAUUUAACAGCUUAGUCUGAUAAAAGACUCAUGAUUAUAUAUUAGGGAUUGAAAAUGGAUUGCAGCUACUUGACGUUUUUAUUAAUACACCCAUUAGGUUAUUUCAUUUACCAUCAGGAGAAAUAGUUAUUUAAUCAUAAUGAACAUAAAACCUGGUAACAAGGUCAUCGUUGGUAAUCCAUGAAGUGUGUGUAUGGUUAAACAAUUUUAUUUAUCCUUCCACUUGAGAAGAUGUACUGUCCCAUGAAAUCGCGAUUAUUUAUUGGAAAAGCUCUACUGCCACCAUAACAAGAAUUGUUUAAUAUCAAGGAGUCACCCUCAUGCCUGGAGCUAUUUAUUUAUAAACUUGUCGUUUCCUGCUAAUCCAGUCCAAACAAGUUUGAUUUACAGUUUGACUUUGUACAUAGAAUCUUAUAAUGUUUAUCGAAAUUCUUAUGUUACUGAAAAAAUAAACGAAAUAAGACAAAACUUGUUACGGUGAGCUGUUAGCAUAGGCAGUAUAAUAGUAUAAAGGACACAUGAAGAUGAGAAACGAUCAAGUAAUCACCAAUAACGUAUAUCACUUUAGUGCUUCAUAUAGACUAAAUGCAAAUAACUGUGAGAUGAGAUAAAAUACAAAUGAUUUUUUAUAAUUACUUCAAUUCAUUUAAGAUCCUUCAUCUAGAUACUUUGAAAUAUAUGUCAGGCACCAUGAUGUGGCUUCAUGCAGUAUGUAUUUGUUUUUAAUCAAUGUGUCAUUAUUAAAUCAAUUAGGAUACGCAUUUUAAACAUAGUUUGACUAUAUUCUGUGAUGAAUAAUCUAGUAAGGCAACACAACAUCAGAUUCUGAUGAAAUAAUUUGCUACAAAAGUCUAUUGUUUUACAUAUCUUCUUGUAUCCGAUUAAAAACUACACACAUACAUAGUACUACUAUAGUGAAGCAA